AUGUCGUCAGGAAAACAGCGGCCCUCGGUGCUGGUCACGGACUCGAGGGAGAGGUCGAAUCAGAGAAGACUCCCGCGGCGCCAAGAUUCGUCGACCGGAGCCUCCAGUCGGACGCCGAUGCGAUUCAUGACUGUCGAUAAUGUCCUUCAGUACAACUCGCAGAUCCCGUCCGGCCAGCCGCGAGGGCCGCCCGUCCCCGCCCAGAGGCCGCACCCCUCACCCAUGCCCUCGAGGACGACCAAGAUUAGCGAAAAGCUGGUCCUACUGCCAGAGACGGACCAACAAGACGAAGACGCCGAGGAGGAAGUGGAGAGCGAGGCGGUCCUGGCCAGAAGGCUGCAAGAGGAGGAGAACCGGCCGCUGAGAGACGAGGAACUGGACGUGCUCAGGAAGAGAGGCGGAAUCCGAGGCAAAAGUUAUGCCGAGAGAUUGCCCAAGGUGCAGAGAAAGGACAAGGUCAGCCGGCUCACGGCCUAUUGCACGGCCCAGGCCUUCAAGGUUCGCGCCGCGUCCGAGUUCCUGAGAACAAAGCACGAGGCCAAGACGAAGCUCUACGAUGACUGUCUCUACGUCAUCUACGCCCUGCCCCUGCUUAACGGCACCGAGGGCUACCGGGUCCGCGGCCGGCCAAUGCUCAAGACCCCGGGCACGGGAAAGACGAUGCUGGAUCUGGAGAUUGAGCGAAGCGGGCGGCGGGAUCACCACGAGGGCUAUUUCGAGGACGACGCGUAUACCACCCCGGAGAGCCCGGAGAGAGGGAUCCACGGGGCGGCAGCGUUCGGCGACCCGUCCCCCGACGACGAGGCUCACAGAUACAGCGACGACGGCAUACCCUCGCACAUGAACCGCCUGGCCCCCGACGCCAAGAACUUUGCCGAGAUAUUCGUCUUCUCGUACGGCGUAGUGGUGUUUUGGAACUUUACGGAGCACCAAGAAAAGGACAUUCUGGCCGACCUGACCUUUGCAGACGCCGAAGACGGCAUCAGCCUCCUGACCAGGCCCUUUGAGCAAGACGACUUUGAGACGGAGGAGUUUCACUUUGAGUACAGUGCCGACAUCAAGCGGCCGCGCGUCUUCAACGACAUGAUCACGCUGCUGCCGCGGUCGGACCACAUGAUCAAGCUGACCAUUAGCCACGCCAUUGCGCAGAGCACCAAGCUGUGCUUUUUCGAGGAGAGGAUGAGCGAGACGAUGCUGGACGCGCAGCACGUGCCCAAGACGCUGGCCCUGACGGGAGAGCUCAACAUGACGAGGACGGAGAUUGUCAAGAUUCUGGGCAGGCUCUUCAAAAGCCGCGUCGACAUCAACCUCUCUUCCAACAUCCUCGACGUGCCCAACUUCUUCUGGGAUUCGGAGCCGACACUCCACCCGCUCUACGAGGCCGUUCGCGAGUACCUCGAGAUCGACCCGCGCAUCAAGGUGCUCAACGAGCGGUGCCGCGUCUUCCUCGACCUUGCCGAGAUUCUCUCAGACUCGGUGGCCGACGCCAAGAUGAGCGCCAUCACCUGGAUCAUUAUCCUCCUCAUCGUCCUCAGCAUCCUCGUCACCGCCACCGAGGUGGGCCUGCGGUUCGGCAUGCUCAGCAAGAACUCGGACAAGGGCAAGGGCAAGGGCAAGGGCGGCGUGGCGGCCAUGACGUGGGCCGGCGGGGUCAGUCCCGCGGCGGCGCCCCAACUCGUCGUCCUGCCGCCGCCGGCCCCGCCCCUGGGCCAGGUCUCGGUCGGCCGGUAUGGGCCGGCGGCGGCGGAGCCCGGCGAUGUCGAGGUGCUGGCACUGGCGCUCGGGCUACAGCCCAACUCGAGCGUCGAGGACAUCAGACAGGGCAUCGUCAACUUGAGGCGGGAGGCCUCGUAG
Messenger RNA from Hirsutella rhossiliensis, 1854 nucleotides. Its product is annotated as ACR, yagE family protein. The transcript is spliced from 4 exons. The record is from RefSeq and is a predicted model, not a curated record. Bases 1 to 1854 code for a protein of 617 amino acids. Lineage: Eukaryota; Fungi; Ascomycota; Sordariomycetes; Hypocreales; Ophiocordycipitaceae.